AUGGCAUCUUCGUCUUCCUCCGUUCCUGCUGCGUUGCUGGCCGCACCUGAAGACAUCGCUCCUCUCCCACUCAUCUGGUGCCCUAGAUGCAACCUUGAUGUGAUCCAGUGGUUCAUCUCUGAGACCCCCAUGAAUCCCGGUCGUCAUUUCUACAAGUGCCAGUUCCGCGAUAUCGAGCGUUGCAACUUUUGGAAAUGGGAGAACAAGUACAUCGACUACCUACGUGCUCGUUGGUCGCAUGUGUUUCUUCCUGCACCUCCUCCUGCCGUUCAAGCCCCCACCAUGAUCCUCCAUGAGAUUCAGUCGGACAUGAAGAUUGCACUUGCCGUCUCCCUUGGUAUUCUUGCUACUGUGAUGAUGAUCCUUGUAUCCAAAAUGUAA
Triticum turgidum subsp. durum (durum wheat) is the source of this 381-nucleotide messenger RNA. The record is from the annotation of a GenBank genome assembly. Lineage: Eukaryota; Viridiplantae; Streptophyta; Magnoliopsida; Poales; Poaceae.